UUUGACUUAUCAUUUUGUGAUAAAUUCGUGAAAAUGUUAGCUCUCUGUAAAAGAUUAAUUUCUAAUAAUUUAAUUCGAAUUAAGUUAAAUCGGGGACUAUCUGAUUUUAAUAAUUUAAUUAUAAGUGAUGAGGUUAAGUCUGCUUUAAAUGAAGAUAAGCCUGUGGUGGCUUUAGAAUCGACAAUCAUCACACAUGGAAUGCCGUUUCCGCAGAACGUAAAGUGCGCUUUAGAGGUGGAAGCAGUCGUAAGAAACCAGGGUGGCAUUCCUGCAACUGUGGCAAUUACCAAUGGUCACAUUAGAGUGGGACUUACCGCAGAUGAAAUUACAAGACUUGGUGACAUCACAAUUAGUCAACCAAUCAAAACAUCUCGACGCGACUUGUGUUAUGUUGUCAGCACUGGCCGGAAUGGGGGAACCACGGUAUCGGGGACUUUACUCGUGGCUAGUAAAAUUGGAAUUCCGAUUUUUGCAACUGGGGGUAUUGGGGGGGUUCACAGAGGCGGCGAGAGGACAUUCGACGUUUCAGCGGAUUUAACCGAACUUGGUCGAAGUGGAGUCGCAGUCAUUUCGAGUGGAGUCAAAUCUAUUCUUGACAUUCCCAAAACACUGGAAUAUCUCGAAACCCAAGGGGUGUUUGUUGCGACAUUCGGGGGCGGAAAGGAUUUCCCUGCUUUCUACAGCAGGAAAAGUGGUUGUUAUGCCCCUUAUUCGGUGGAAACUGUGCAAGACGCUGCAGAGAUAAUUUAUAGAAACCGCGGUUUAGAUUUACAGUCGGGGAUGCUUUUUGCGGUACCUGUUCCAGAAAAAUUCGCCCUCGAUGAAAAUGUUGUAAAUGAUGUUAUAGAAGAGGCCUUAAAAGAUGCUACAAAGAGAGGGAUUGAAGGGAAAGAGAUAACUCCGUUUUUGUUAGGGAGGAUCGGGGAAAUCACCGACGGAAAGUCGCUGAAAACAAAUAUUGCCCUAAUUAAAAAUAAUGCAAAAACUGCCUCGCUCAUCGCCGUCGAACUUUCCAAGCUGAAGAAGAGGACGCCCAAUUCGUCCUUCCGGAGCAAGAAGGACACAAGAAAGGACUCGACUCCAGUGGUGAUUGGCGGUUCGAAUUUGGACGUUUCGGUCAAGGUGGACGUCGAGGAAAUCAAGUUGGAUGGCCGGAUCCAUUUUGGAAAAUCUAUGAUGAGUGGAGGAGGCGUGGCGAGGAAUAUUUGCGAGUCCCUUUUGAAAUUGGGGUUCCGGUCAAUCUUCAUGUCGGUCCUGGGCGACGAUCCGCAAGGGGAUAUCCUGAAAAAUUUCAUCCCGAAGGAUAAUCUGGAAGGGGUGAAGGUAUUGCAAGGUCGCAGCACGGGUCAGUGUACCAUCGUCCUGGACAGGAACGGUGAAUGCAAAUUCUUGGCAGGCGAUAUGGAAAUUCAUCAGCAUCUAACGCCGGAAAUGGUUUUAGAAAAUGAAGAAAUCAUCAAAAAAACACCUUUAAUAAUUUUCGACGCAAAUCUAAGUCUACUGACGAUCGAAACAAUUUUAAAAUUAGCACAGGACUAUAAUAUACCAGGAGAGAUCUGCGGCCCCAACUCCUGUUGCUCGAAGAAAUCCGAACUGGAAAUGAGAAAAAUGAGCGAAUCUUUGGAUCAUUUCGUGAUGAGUGAAAUAUUCGGUUUGUCGUCCGUUGUUGACACUCGGGCCAGGAAAUUCGAUGGACUUUUCCGGAGUUUGAUGAACGCCUCCAAGUUGCAAUUCCAUGAUAUGUUCCAGAGGACGUACGGCAAGAUCUACUUGCAAAAUUCGGACGUUUUUAGUAAUUUUUUCGAUAAAUUGGAGACGUACUACAAUAGGGGCGCGAGCCGACUUUCUGACACUCUGGAUGCCUUUUUCGUUAUUCUUUAUCAGCGGAUGUUUACUGUCAUCAAUAGUCAAUACCAGUUUGAUGAGAAAUACUUGGAUUGUCUUUCUGACCACAUGGGUGACGUCAAACCUUUCGGAGACGCCCCUCGGAAGUUCACUCUGGAAUUGAAAAGAUCUUUUGUGGCGACGAGGGCCUACUUCAUGGCUCUUGCGACUGCUGCCUCCGCCGCCAAGAAACUCCAAAGUGUGUCUAUAGACAGGGAAUGUGAGAAAGACUUAGUGAAAAUGCUUUAUUGUGGCAGUUGUAAUGGAAUGAGGGGUUUAGGGCCCUGCUCGGACUAUUGCACGGCCGUCGUGGGGUCGUGUUUGAGGCAUCACACAGCUUUCAGUUCCGAUUGGGAUAAUUUCAUAGACGCACUCGAUAAGGUCGCUGAUCGGUUGCUCGGACCUUACAACAUUGAACUAGUCGUCGAACCGCUCAACGUAAAAAUUUCCGAAGCAAUAAUGAACUUUCAAGAAUCCGGGACCGAAGUGAGUCAAAAAAUUUUCAAGAUGUGUGGUCAACCGACCCUUGAUAGGAAACGAAGAGAAACGAAUUAUAAAGACAAUUUGGAAGACAAUCCAAAUUAUGAGAUUAAAAGAUACCCCCCAUUGAAACGCAUCCACGGGAAAAAGAAGAAAACGAAAUUUUCUUACACCAAUGGGAACGAAACUCCGCUCGAGAAACUCGUCAGGGAAAUCAAAUUGAAAUUGUCCCAUAUGCGUCAGUUUUGGGCCCACCUGCCCUACCAGUACUGCAACAGCAUCUCAGCCCCCCUCAGUUCGGACCAGUGCUGGAACGGCGUCUCCGUGGGCGAGUACACCGGAAACAUUACACGGCCGUCGACGCCGCUCUCCACUGUUGUCAAAGACCAGAUCUACCACCUGCAAGUCUACACUGAUACGCUCCGAAAGGCGUACCACGGCGAGGAGGUGGAGCUUGUGGACGACUCGGACGAUCUUCUUGACGGGAGCGGCUCAGGCUCGGGUGAUUUUGAGAUCGCCGCCCCCGAUUACGUACCCAGGGCUGAGGAUAUUGUCCCUAAAGUGGUGGACGAGGCGCCGCCCCCGAGUACGGCCGGGCCGGAAGUGACACGGCCGUACUCGGGGACAGCAAAGAUGUCGCUGUCCAAAGCCCUGGCGCAAUUCCUACUGCCCAUCGUGCUUGUCUGGUUCGGAGGUGCCAUAUCGGACUUACUGUGAUAAGUUAUUGUAAAUAAAGUGAAGUCAUUAGGGACCCGAGACUUUUUGUGUACAUGUUUUGUAACAUUUCCCAUGUAAUGUGAACUUUAGAUGUAUUUAUAUUAACAAAGAAAAAUAUACAAAAUACAUUUUUAAA
This is a messenger RNA of Tribolium madens (black flour beetle), 3217 nucleotides long. RefSeq lists its product as uncharacterized. Gene Ontology annotation, cellular component: plasma membrane. NCBI's taxonomy places the organism in Eukaryota, Metazoa, Arthropoda, Insecta, Coleoptera, Tenebrionidae. The coding region runs from base 34 to 3081 and encodes 1015 amino acids. The record is from RefSeq and is a predicted model, not a curated record. The transcript is spliced from 11 exons. Gene Ontology annotation, biological process: regulation of signal transduction. Gene Ontology annotation, molecular function: pseudouridylate synthase activity.